This is a messenger RNA of Stylophora pistillata, 1944 nucleotides long. RefSeq lists its product as uncharacterized. Gene Ontology annotation, molecular function: catalytic activity. Lineage: Eukaryota; Metazoa; Cnidaria; Anthozoa; Scleractinia; Pocilloporidae. The record is from RefSeq and is a predicted model, not a curated record.
AUGUCUUUCAACACUGCGAAUAGCCGCGGACUCAACGAUGCUAGGAUCUCUCCCUCCAAGGGAUGUGAUGACGAUCUAUCCGUGCGAUUAAAACAGUAUUACAAAAAUAUCAGAAUUGCCUACUUAAAUACUAACAGCGUCGCUGGCUUUAAAUUUCAAGAAGUAAAAUCUGUUAUUCUACAAGGGCUAUUUGACAUUGUCAUUCUUGCUGAAACGGAAAUUGACGCUGCUUUUCCUGACUCACAGUUUUAUAUUAAAGGAUUCAGGAUGUUUCGUAAAGACAGGAACAGACAUGGUGGAGGACUUCUGAUAUAUACCAGAAGAGAAUUAAUUAUUCUCAGAGUCUCUCACCUAGAGUGUGUAAACAUCGAGACAAUUGCUCUAAGUUUUCAAACGAGAAAGAAUGGUCCUAAAGCUCUACUAAUGGGUACCUACAGACCUCCCAAUCUAUCUAAAUCAGUCUGGGAAUCUCAACUUAAGAACAUGUUACUUCGUCCUGGUCGAUUUUAUAAUAUAUUUCUUGUUGGAGAUUUGAAUUGUGAUUUACUGAAUCCUGACGGAGGGGCCAAGGAUGGUCGUGCUCUUAUUGAUUUAAUGGAAGUCUAUCGCAUAUCCAGUCUGAUAAAAGAACCUACAAGAAUCACUAAUACUUCUACUUCACUGAUUGACGUUAAAUUUACAUCUAGACCGCGAUCAUUUCUGUCUUCUGGAGUCUAUGAUACAGAUACAAGUGAUCACAGUUUGGUUUAUGCUGUAAUGAGAUCUCAUUGUCCAAGACCUUGUAUGGAAAUUGAGAACAAAAGAAACUUCAAACACUUUGACCAAGAUGUUUUCUCAAGAGACGUCAGUCAAAUUCCUUUUCAUGUCGCCUAUGUCUUUGAUGAUGUUGACGAUGUUGCGUGGGCUUGGGGAAAAAUGUUCACGGGUCUUCUUGACGAACACGCUCCUGUUAAGAAAAGGCUGAUUAAGCGGGAGCAUGUUCCCUUCAUGACCACUGAACUACUUGGUGCUAUUCGUUGUCGACGCAGAUUGAAACAAACAUACUAUGCAACAAAAGAUCUCGCAGACUGGCAAAACAAAAAGAACAGUGGUGACAACACCAUAACUCUUAAAGAAGAUAAGGAACUUAUUACUGACAAUAACGUCAUAGCUACGAGGUUUAAAGACCAUUUUUCUAAAAUUCAAAACGAUAGUGCUGAUUAUGCAAUGAUGGGAAGUUCCUAUUGUUCUGACAGUCAUCCAAGCAUUUCUGCAAUACGAAAUAAUUGUCCUAAUAUAAAGAGCUUUAACUUUCAGCUAAUCAGUCCUGCAGAAGUACAACAGGUUGUAGGUAAUCUUGAACCAAAUAAGGCCACUGGUCAUGACGGGAUUCCUGCGAAAAUCUUACGGGACUGUUCAAAGGAGUUAGCUUUACCUCUUGCUAACCUAUUCAACUUUUCUAUUGUAUCUGAAUGUUUCCCGAGUGACUGGAAGUUAGCAGAAGUCUGUCCUGUAUUCAAGAAGGAUGACCCUACGAACAUAUGUAACUAUAGACCGGUAUCUAUAUUGAUUAAUUUAGAUAAGACCUUUGAAAAAUGUCUGAAUCGUCAAGUAGUGGAGCACUUUGCAGAAAUUUUAUCACCGUUUCUCUCAGCCUAUCGAAGAGGUUAUAGCUGUGAGGCAGUGCUUCUCCAUCUUAUCGAAUCAUGGAGGCAAGACUUGGACAAAGGAAAGACUGUUGGUUCAGUGUUGUUGGAUUUAAGUAAAGCCUUUGAUCUCAUCCCUCACAACCUGUUGAUGGACAAGCUGAAGGCGUAUGGUCUUUCUGCCCAAAGUCUUAACCUAAUUAAAGAUUAUCUUAGAGGACGGAGACAGCUUGUUAAAGUGGCCAAUGCCAAGUCUGACAUUGUCAAGAUUCACAGAGGAGUUCCACAAAGGGUCUGUUUUAGGCCCCUUGUUCUUUAA